ACGGCUACCAGUCACACGAAAAGGCUGCAAAGGCAACCUCCUUUCCUUCACCUGGCUAGCUGCUACAGCCAUCGGAGAAAGGUUUGGCAGGUGACAGUUGAGUGGAUUAGCCCGUGCCAAUCGAUCGAUUGUUUUCUACUGGAAUCUGAGACCAUAAAUCUCUCUGCAUCAGCUCAUUUUUUUUUUGAAACAAAGCAUCAGCUGAAUUAUUUCGGCCUAGUACAGUUCUCGGAAGAGUGUGGUACAAGGAAGCCAUGCCAUUGCCGGAACGAAAGCUUUUCUGAUGAAAGCCUGUCCCCUGCCGUUCGUUGCUGCUGCUGCCCAACGGAAAGGCGAACAUGAUGAGCACCUGACAUUACCGUCUCGAAGUACUUGAAACCACUUGCGCUAAUCACCCUUUUACCCCCCAUGUGUCAGGAUAAGCACCUGCACGAGAAGCAGAUAAAUGCAGUUGGAAUUUGAAUCUAAACCAUGUAGAAUACGCCAAGGUUUUGUAUCAAUAUAUUUGCUUUUUUAGAAAAAAAUAAAUCACUAUAUCUUCUUGAAACAGAGAUUCUGCGUGCAGCAGCAUGUUGGAAUGUUGGGAUGCUCAGAGAAGUCAACAUGGGCAGCACCAGCACAACAUGUUGGCAGCAGGUGCUCGCAGGGGUUCCGCAACGGGCUACCGCGAGAUUAGGGCGUCUGAAUUUCGAAAGGCGGUUGCUUUAUUCCGCAACCUUUUUCUCCCCGUGUUUGUUAGGAUCCAUCCCCUCGCUGCCGUCCCGAUCUCUGCCGUCGAUAUCCAAUCGGACGGCUGGGAACACCCCAAAGCCCCCAUCGCCGCCACCUGGCCUCGCCGCGCCUGCAGGCGGCACCGGCACGGCGGCAGCAACGAACAGCUGAGCUCACGUCCGUUCUGUUCCGUCUGCAAGACUGCCAUCUGGGUGCCCACCACCACCUCCUCCACUUCGUCGACUUCUUCCCCAAACCGUCUCUCCCUCCCUCCCCUCUUUCCUCUGCCUCAAGGCCCCCUCCUCCUCAUGCCUUGACGACGCCAUUGGUGGCGUUGCCUGUUGGCCGAAGAGCAGGGAGAGCGAGAGGAGGGGGGGAUUGGACUAGGAGGGAGGAGGUCACGGGAGGGGAGGGGGAAGAAGAUGUUUGAUACCUUGCUCAACUCCAAGUUCUACAACAAAUGCAAGCACGCGUUCAAAUGCAUCCGUACGCGGAUGGCGCCCAUACUGCGGAAGAAGCACGCCAUGAUUCGGUUCCUGAAGAAAGACGUCGCCGACCUCCUCGCCAAUGGCCUCGACACCCACGCCUUCGGACGGAUCGAUGGGCUGAUAGUUGAGUUGAAUCAUGCCUCUUGCUAUGAUAUGAUCGUGGGGUUCUGUGAUUACAUUGGGAAGCAACUUGGCAGCCUUCAGAAGCAGAGGGAGUGUCCCUCAGAAACCAGAGAAGCGGUCUCAACUCUGAUUUUUGCUGCUGCUCGAUUUCCUGAUCUGCCUGAACUGUGCGACCUAAGGCUCAUAUUCACAGAGAAAUAUGGCAAUUUUGUUGAGCCUUUUGUUAGCCUCGAGUUUGUUCGGAAGCUUGACAGUACAGAGUUCAGUAAUGAGGAAAAGUUGCAAGUUAUGCAAAGUAUUGCUGAAGAAUUUUCUGUCAGUUUUGAUGCCAAGGAAUUGAAACUCAAGUUAUGGACCAUGCCGGAAGCUGAACAUGAUAUGCUUGAGAAGGGUUCAAGGAAGCCAGCAGAGCUAGCAAUGCCUUUAUCCAACAAGCAGAAAUGCAAUGACGAUGGUCCAUAUGAAAGACAAAAUAAGGAUAAGCUUGAGAAGGGUUUAGGGAAGCCAGCAGAGCUAGCAAUGCCUUUAUUCGACAAGCAAGAAUGUGAUCAGGAUGCUCCACAUGAAAGAAAAAAUAAGGAUAUGCUUGAGAAGGGUUCGUGGAAGCAAGCAGAACAAGCAAUGCCUUUAUCCAACAAGCAGAAGUACAGUAAGGAUUCUCCAUACGGAAGGCAAGGUGAUAUGCUUGAGAGUGAAAUUAAGCCAGCAGAACUAUCAAUGCCUUUAUCCAAUAAGCAGAAGGGUAAUGCGGAUGCUUCAUGUGAAAGAAAAUAUGGUGCUCAACCUGCAUGCCGUACUGAGAAAGUGAAAAUACAGCUGAACCGAAAAGAUAUCCAGGCCGCAGCUGAUGCCAUCAGUCAAAUUGAUGAGAAUUCCAGGAAGCAGCAAUCUGAUAAUUCUUGUGAGAAGCAACAUUCGCAGAAAUCAGUAUCUCCAGUGGACACUAACAGAAGGAACACCCAAAAAGAUGUUAGAAAACUUAACAGAAGAGAUGGCCGCCCUUCCGAAAAGGAGCUGAUGGAAGCAGUGGAGCUUGACCUCAAUGGCCUACCUAAGAAGGGAUUUGGUGCAGUCAAAUUUCCUGAAACAGAAAGCAACAGAACAGUUCAUCUAAAUGCCAGGCCAAAGGAGGUUGUGAAAGAACACUGUGUUGAAAAAGAGAACGAGGAAGUCAUUCGCCACCACCACCCAUCACGACCUGGUGUAGCUCCGCGUCUAGAGAAUCAAGGACGUCCAGUGAGUCCUUUGAAUGGUAACACUAGAAACAAGGCUCCUCCUUAUGCUAAGAUGAAUGGUGCAAAUAUGAAGAAACCUACCGAAAAACAAGCAAACAAUGGUUUCUUGUAUGACAAACCGCAACAUUUAGCUGAUCUGGGAAAUCCAGUGCAGAAAGGACAAGGAGUGACAGAGAGGGCAACAACUACGCGACCCCCUUAUGUGAAACCAAAAUCUAACAAACAACUUGUGAAUGGUGAUCUUGAAAAGCGAACUCCAAGUGAUUACAACAAGUACAUCUCUGGAGAAACUGAUAACUUGGACGAAAAAAAUGUGCAUCGACCUGUUUCUGUCAGAAGGAGAAGUGCAAAGCCUCCUGUUCCUGGUGAUGUCUAUGGUGAGGUGCCUAACAAUCAGAAGGCCACAGGCCAAACACCCAGCAGUCACAAAAGCCACUCAAGCAGGCAGAAUGGUGCUAAAUUUGAUCAUGACCCGAAAGGCAAUGGGACUGCUGAUGUUAUUGGUGAUGGGAGAACUACUAGUAGGUCACCAAAGCACACAGGCGGAAGGAAUGAAGCUUUGAACCACAACAAUGACUAUGACAGGUUCAUGCGGCGUCUGCAACCAGAAGCAGAUGAUACUGCUAUUGAUUUUGGUAAUCUCUUGCCUCAAAACGCAAAUGGACAUGGGAGAAGCAAAAACAGAUGCAAUGGUAACCUUGAUGAGGAGGAAAGGAUGAUGGACAAGCUCCUGAUGCACUAUAGCAAGAAAGGUUUGGAUCCAACCAACAAAGCGGAUAAUGACCAAGAAGCACAAAUUGAUUCCCAGCAAAAUCUUUCCUUACAUCCUUCGGGUAGAGCUAUCUCGCUACCGCCUGAAUCCAUUGGCCCGGCUGAAGAAGUGAAGGUUCCUGCUCGGUCCACCUCUCUGCAGCCAGAUGUUCCUAGGAGCGUGCAUGUGCACCCCAAAAUGCCUGACUUUGAUGAACUGGCUGCCCGGGUCAAUGCACUGAGGAAGGCUUGAGGUGGCAUAAGAUUGCAUCUGGCUUGUGCACACGUUCUUUCAGCUGAAGAGUGGAUCCUUUGUUGACAGUUCCUUGCAAGUCACAACCAUUGAGUCAUUCUGUAUGUGCAGUGCCUAUAAGAGAUUAAACAGAUUUGUGUAUGCAUUUUUACUCUUUUGUUUUUCUUUUAUAUUUUUCUAUAGUGUCCUUGUAGGAUUUCCUUGGCACCAGGUGUUUGUGCAGAAUAGGAGCACUGGUUUGAGGAUUGAUACAGUUGAUACGGAGUUCCAUUGGUUAUUCUUCAUUUUAUUGAUAGGGGUUGGAUUUGAUGUACUAAUUCACAAAUUCAUGAUGGGAUGUGUUACACGUUGUUGAUAAAAGUCUCAGUGAUUCUCUC
This is a messenger RNA of Panicum virgatum (switchgrass), 3937 nucleotides long. RefSeq lists its product as uncharacterized. Bases 1134 to 3560 code for a protein of 808 amino acids. NCBI's taxonomy places the organism in Eukaryota, Viridiplantae, Streptophyta, Magnoliopsida, Poales, Poaceae. Gene Ontology annotation, biological process: protein transport. The transcript is spliced from 7 exons. The record is from RefSeq and is a predicted model, not a curated record.